AUGCGAGCUCGUUCUCUGGCCUCGCAGGAUGCGCUCUCGACGACGGAGACGCUCAGGCUCGUGGUCGAGGCAGAUUCGAUCGAGCGCGAAGUCUCCAUCAGUGUGUUCGGCAUGUCCAAGUCGGCGUGCGCCUCCUCCGUUGAGCUCGGGUUGAAGAACCUUCCCGGAGUACUAUCCGCGAAGGUCUCUCUGCUCACUGAGGCCGCGGAUGUGCGCUUUGACGAGCGCAUUAUCGGGACAGAGAGGCUCCUCGGCGCGGUCGAGGAAAUGGGCUUCGCGGCGUUGCUGCGGGACGAGCGAGCGACAUCCUCGGUCAGAAAUCAUCAUGUUAGGCUUGAGGUGACGGGCAUGACGUGCUCAGCAUGCAGCGGUGCGGUGGAAGCCGCGUUGCAAGGGAUACCGGGUGUGAGCCGAGUUGCGGUAUCUCUCACCACAGGCAGUGUGAUGGUGGAGAUCAAGCACGGGUGCACCGUGCUUCCGGCCACCCUCAUCAAGGAGGUGGAGGACGCCGGUUUUGAAGCCGAGGAAAUCAAAGAAGUAGAAGAGUCCAGCGUACGAUUACUCAUCGAAGGUAUGACGUGCUCGGCGUGCACGGGGGCGGUCGAGCGUGCCCUCACUGAGAUGAACGGGGUCGAGGCUGUCUCGGUGUCGCUCCUGCCGGAGGGCUCUGCUGAGGUGCGUUUCAACCCUGAUCUCACUGGGCCGCGCGACUUCAUCGAGGUCAUAGAAGACGCUGGGUUCGACGCGAGGAUAUCGUCGUCGGAUAAGCGCGGCGCAUCGAAUCACGCGGCAUCAAAUGAGGUAGAGAACUACCGGAGGCUAUUCUGGGCGAGCUUGACAUACACUUUGCCGACGUUUCUUAUCAACAUGGUGUUGCCGCAUUUGCCAGCGUUCAUUUGGAUGUACCAAGGGUUCAUUCAGAAGGUUACCCUGGCUUCGUUUUUGAAAUGGGGUUUGGCCACCCCGGUGCAGUUUUCCAUCGGAUCACGGUUCCACAUAGGUGCAUACAAGUCACUGAAGAAUGGGUCAGCAAACAUGGAUGUCCUCGUCUCCCUCGCGACCAACGUGGCGUAUUUUACAAGCAUAUACCUCAUAUUCCAUUGUCUGCUGACUGGACACAACUUCGGAAGGGAUUUCUUUGAGACGAGCACAAUGUUGAUCACUUUCAUACUCCUUGGCAAGUAUUUGGAGUCCGCUGCCAAGAGAUCCACAUCUGAGGCAAUCUCGAAGCUCUUGGACCUCACUCCAAACUCAGCCAUCCUUCUCAAUGAAGUUCCCGGCAUGGAUUCUAAGGAAUAUUCCGAGGAGACGAUAUCGUCGACUCUGAUCCAUCGCGGCGAUCUACUGAAGGUUUUACCAGGAUCUCGCAUUGCUGCAGAUGGCGUGUUAGUUGAAGGGAACAACGUCCACACGGAUGAGUCAAUGAUUACCGGUGAGUCUCUUCCGGUUCUCAAGAAAAUUGGAGAUGGCCUUGUUGGGGGCACCCUCAACUCGGGAGGCGCAUUUAUCAUGCGUGCCGAGCGAGUGGGUGCGGAUGCUUCACUCUCACAGAUCAUCAAGCUCGUGGAGAACGCGCAGCUGGCAAAAGCACCGAUCCAGGCGUUUGCAGAUAGGAUAUCAAACGUUUUUGUCCCUUUCGUUGUUGCAGUUGCGCUGACUACGUGGUUUGUAUGGUAUAUUGCUGGUGAGCUUGCUAUGUAUCCUGAUUCAUGGCUUCCAGAGGGAGAAACUAAAAUGAUAUUCGCGAUCAUGUUUGGCAUAUCAGUCCUGGUUACAGCCUGCCCUUGUGCACUCGGCCUCGCGACUCCAACUGCAGUCAUGGUAGGGACUGGCGUGGGAGCAACCAAUGGAAUCUUGAUCAAAGGUGCCGACGGACUUGAGCGCGCAGGUAAAAUUACAAUUGCAGCGUUUGAUAAGACGGGUACGUUGACUGUGGGUCAUCCAACUGUGGUAAACUUCAAGGUUUUUCAGAGUGGCUUAUCAGAGAGUCAGUUUUUACGCGUCGUAGGAGCUGCAGAGUCACAGAGUGAACAUCCCAUCGCGAGAGCAAUUAUCAAGUUUGUCCGUUCAAAGCUUUCCGAGGUUCAGGUUGACACACCCAAGGAUGUGAGCGAUGAUGCGUACCUGAACUUACCAAAAGUCGAAGACGUCAACAUAGUUCCAGGUGAAGGAAUGACUUGUCGCAUAGCCGGUAGCGAAGUUAUCGUGGGCAACAAUAAGCUGCUAAAGGAUGCUGAAGUUGACAUUCCAAAAGACGUCCUGAGCCACGUAGGGGAGAUACAAAGAGAUGCACACACGUGUGUACUUGUUGCCAUGAACAGACAGGUGGCAGGCUUAUUAGCCAUCACAGAUCCAAUCAGGCCCGAGGCUGCGGGCGUCGUUGCGGCGUUGAGUCGCAUGGGCGUGCAGAGUCACCUGGUGACGGGUGACAACUGGCAAACCGCGCGAGCAAUAGCUGCAGAGUGCGGUAUAGUUUCUGUACACGCGGAAGUUUCUCCCGCUGGGAAGGCCGCGAAGAUAGAAGAGCUGAAGGCGCCACCUAUGAAAAAAUCACUCAGCGGUAUCGUGAAGGUCGAGCAUCGAAAUGCUCCGGUCGUUGCCAUGGUAGGGGACGGAAUCAAUGAUGCUCCCGCGCUGGCUGCAGCGGAUGUUGGCAUAGCAAUCGGCGCUGGAACAGACAUCGCAAUCGAAGCCGCAGACUUUGUUCUCAUGAGAAGCGAUCUCGAGGACGUGGCUGCUGCGAUCGACUUAUCGCGGAAAACUUUCCGUCAGAUACAGUACAACUACGUCUGGGCAAUGGUUUACAACCUUCUCGCCAUACCCAUCGCUGCUGGCGUCCUGUACCCCAAAACACGCAUUCAGGCCCCGCCAUGGGUUGCUGGCGCUGCUAUGGCUUUCAGCUCUGUUUCUGUGGUGUGUUCAUCGCUUUCACUGCGAUACUACACGCGGCCAAGCCCGGUAAUGCGAGGGAUUGAAGUCGAGGACGCUGGCCAAGAAAUGGUGACGAUCCAACAUUAG
Molecule: messenger RNA, 3018 nt
Organism: Micromonas commoda
Lineage: Eukaryota; Viridiplantae; Chlorophyta; Mamiellophyceae; Mamiellales; Mamiellaceae
Exons: 1
Coding region: 1-3018 (1005 amino acids)
Biological process (GO): monoatomic cation transport
Cellular component (GO): membrane
Molecular function (GO): ATP hydrolysis activity; ATPase-coupled monoatomic cation transmembrane transporter activity; ATP binding
Source: RefSeq, a predicted model, not a curated record